ACAUCAAACGGGAUUAACGCACAGCACCACCAUCAAACUGACCUCAAGCACAUUGUUACCACCUUCAACCUUUGCCUUUUCCUUCCCUUUUGUUUUAUCCUUCUUCUUCACACUUCACUGCUUCAUCGUUCAUUCUCCAUAGCAGAACCACCAAAACCCUAAACCCCAAAAUGCGAGGCUUCGCCUGUCGAGCCUCCAACUUUCUCAAGCGCAAUCUCGAUAAUUUACCUUAUAACCCUAAUUUCAACUUCUUUAGAGAAUUCGCGCAAUCCACCGCAAUCCCCAAAAAGCAACUUAGGGUUCGUGACCACGGCUACGACAACUACAUGGAAGUGGAGAAGAAAACGCGCAAGGUCCUCAAAUUUCAGAGCAUCAUCCUCGCCGAGCCCACCCAAUCGCUCCCAAUCUCGCGCCUCGAAAACCUCGCGCGCCGCUUCGGUUUCACGCGCUACGAGGCUGGUGCGUUCGUCCUCAAGUUCCCGCACGUCUUCGAAAUCUUUGAGCAUCCAGUCCAGCGCAUUCUCUUCUGCCGCCUCACCCGCAAAGCCAUCCUCCAGAUUCAGCAGGAGCGCCAGGCGCUCGCGGAACAGAUUCCACGCGCCGUCACGCGGCUUCGGAAGCUUCUGCUGAUGACGAACGAAGGCAGGCUCCGCCUCGAGCAUGUGCGCAUCGCACGCUCCGCCUUCGGGCUUCCCGACGACUUCGAAAACUCCGUGGUUCUGAGGUACCCUCAGUUUUUCCGUUUGAUUGAUGCAAAGGAAACUAGGAUGAAGUACAUUGAGGUUGUGGAGAGAGACCCUAGGUUAUCAACUUGUGCGAUUGAGGAGGUUAGGGAGAGGGAGUAUAGAGAGAGAGGUGGUGAUGCUGAGGAUGUUAGAUUUUCUUUUAUCAUUGAUUUUCCACCUGGUUUUAAGAUAGGUAAGUAUUUUAGGAUUGCAAUGUGGAAGUGGCAGAGGCUUCCUUAUUGGUCCCCGUAUGAGGAUGUUUCUGGGUAUGAUUUGAGGUCCAUUGAGGCGCAGAAGAGGAUGGAGAAGAGAGCUGUUGCCACCAUUCAUGAGUUGUUGUCGUUGACUGUGGAGAAGAAAAUUACAUUGGAGCGGAUUGCACAUUUCCGGAUGGCGAUGAACCUGCCCAAGAGGUUGAAGGAUUUCCUGCUCCAGCACCAAGGUAUUUUCUAUGUCUCCACUAGGGGGAAUCAGGGGAAGCUUCACACUGUUUUCCUUAGGGAGGCGUAUAGAAAAGGCGAGCUUACUGAGCCGAAUGAGUUGUAUUUGGCACGGAGGAAGCUAGCUGAGCUUGUGCUGUUGAGUCCAAGGAAAGCCAAGGUUGAUAAGGAGUUGGUUGGGUACAGGAGAAGCAGGUUAGAGGACGAAAUGGGGCAGGUAACGAGGACAUAUGUGGAGGAUGCCUGUGAAGACUUUAAGGGGGAAAAUGGUGUGGGGCUGGAUAAAGAUGCAGAGGAUGAUUUGACGUCAGAUAUAGGUUCUGAUGUUGAUUUAGGAGAUGAGGGUGAUGAUUUUAUCGAUAGUGCAUCACUGCAAAGGACAUCAUAGCUGAGUAUUUGGGAACCUAUUUGAGCUACAUUUCCUUCAAUUUUCCAAUUGAGAAAAGUCUCUUGAUACAGUUCUGAAUUCUGAAAUUUUGAAUUCUAACUUCCGAAA
Molecule: messenger RNA, 1661 nt
Organism: Vigna radiata var. radiata (mung bean)
Lineage: Eukaryota; Viridiplantae; Streptophyta; Magnoliopsida; Fabales; Fabaceae
Product: protein ROOT PRIMORDIUM DEFECTIVE 1
Exons: 1
Coding region: 171-1553 (460 amino acids)
Molecular function (GO): RNA binding
Source: RefSeq, a predicted model, not a curated record